Capsicum annuum is the source of this 1030-nucleotide messenger RNA. Its product is annotated as heat stress transcription factor B-2a. Gene Ontology annotation, molecular function: RNA polymerase II cis-regulatory region sequence-specific DNA binding; DNA-binding transcription factor activity. Gene Ontology annotation, cellular component: nucleus. The record is from RefSeq and is a predicted model, not a curated record. NCBI's taxonomy places the organism in Eukaryota, Viridiplantae, Streptophyta, Magnoliopsida, Solanales, Solanaceae. The coding region runs from base 209 to 814 and encodes 201 amino acids. The transcript is spliced from 2 exons. Gene Ontology annotation, biological process: regulation of transcription by RNA polymerase II.
CUAUCUAUAGUCAAAUCAAAUAUCCUAAAAAUAAAAAAUCAAAAAAUAUCCAGCCUAUUUUUGUUAUCUAUAGAACUAAAAAAAACUGCAUUGCACACUUUAACAAAGCCCACAAAAAAGAGAAACAAUACAAAUUACACGCUAUUAUAAAUAGAGCAACAGGCAGUAUAAUACCUUUUGGUUAGUCGACAAAAACCCAAAAUCCCAUAUGGCCACAGAUGCUAUUCCGGCGCCGGUGAGUGAUCGGAAUCUCAGCCGGAAAAUGGGACGGUCAUCGAGGAUGAAGUGUCCGGCGCCGUUCUUGUCGAAAACUUAUGAUCUUUUGGAGGAGCAAGAAGAAGAGAGUAGUAUUAAUAAGGUUGUUUCAUGGAAUGGUGAAGGAAGUGGAUUUGUUGUGUGGUGUCCAGCUGAGUUUUCUGAGGUUAUGUUACCUAAGUAUUUCAAGCAUAACAAUUUCUCCAGUUUCAUUCGUCAGCUUAAUACCUAUGGAUUCAAGAAAAUAGCAUCAAAAAGGUGGGAAUUUCAGCAUGAAAAGUUCCAGAAAGGGUGCAGGCAUUUACUAUCAGAAAUAACAAGGAAGAAAUAUGAGCCAAGUGCAUUUCCUACCUACUUAAAUCCAUCUGCAAAGAACAUAAUAUUAGGUAGUACAAAAGAAGAGAUCAAUACAUCAAGGCAACUGCUCAUGGAAGAGAAUCAAAACUUGAAAAGGGAAAAAAUGGAAUUGCAAAUGCAGAUUGCUCAUUUCAAAGCAUUGGAAGUGAAGUUGUUACAAUGCCUCACUCAAUGUAUGGAAAGUCCACAUAAUAAAAACUAGAAGUUUGUUUUAGACUGGAACAGAAGCUUUGUGCAUCGAGUUUUUUUUUUUCUUUUAUUUUUUUUAGAGUCAGGCAUGUAUAUUUUAUAAUUCCGACCCAGUAACCCCGGAAAACUAUGAAAAAGUUGGAAUGGGAAAAAGGGAGAGAAUAAUCGACACAUUGAUUGAUUAAUUCUAGAAUUUUCAAAAGAUGAGGUCAACAUUUGAUUUUCUUAA